UCAUCACAAUGAAUUGUUUCCCUUGAGUAAUCUUUCCCGCCAUUGAUGUUGAAUUGUGGGAACACGUGAAAACGAUCGACAAGAUGGCAGAUGUAGAAAAAGAUGAGCCCUCUCCGGCCGAAGACAUUGUUGUCACCAAAUAUAAAAUGGCCGGUGACAUGGUCAAUGGUUUACUCAAAGAGGUGAUUGAGAAGUGUGUGGACGGUGCAUCAGUGCUUAGUAUUUGCAUGUUUGGUGAUGACCGCUUGCUCGCAGAGACUGGAAAAGUCUUCAAAAAGGAAAAAGAGAUGAAGAAAGGUAUUGCCUUCCCCACAUGUGUGUCUGUAAACAACUGCAUCUGUCACUUCUCACCACUACGGACAGAUCCAGACGUCACACUCAAAACAGGGGAUCUUGUCAAAAUUGACCUGGGUGCACACAUAGAUGGGUUCAUAGCUGUUGUUGCUCACACUCUUAUUGUUGGUGCCUCAAAGGACAGUCCAGUAGAUGGCAGGAAGGCAGACGUCAUACUUGCUGCCCACAAUGCAGUUGAGGUGGCUCUGCGUAUGGUGAAACCAGGAGCAGAGAAUAACACUGUAACAGAUGCGAUACAAAAAGUUGCAGAAUCUUACAAGUGCAAACCUGUGGAAGGUAUGCUUUCCCAUCAGCUGAAGCGACAUGUGAUAGACGGCGAAAAGGCUAUUAUACAGAACCCAUCCGAAACCCAGAAAAAAGAACAUGAAAAGUGUGAGUUUGAUGUCCAUGAGGUUUACGGCAUUGAUGUACUGGUCAGUUCUGGAGAAGGCAAAGGGAGGGAGGUGGAGACCAGGACUACUGUGUAUAAAAAAAAAGACUUUGUUUACCAACUCAAAAUGAAGGCAUCAAGACUGUUCCUCAGUGAAGCUGAAAAGAAGUUUGGAUUAAUGCCCUUUACACUCAGGUUAUUUGACGAGGAAGUUAAGGCUAAGAUGGGGAUAGUUGAGUGUGCAAAACACGAUCUCAUGCAGCCUUUUGCAGUUCUAUAUGAAAAGCCUGGAGAGUUAGUUGCCCAGUUCAAGUACACAGUUAUCCUGAUGCCCAAUGGACCCUUGAAGAUCACUGGCCUGCCAUUCGAGGCUGAGCUGUACAAGUCGGAGCACUCGGUUGAGGAUGAAGACCUCAAGGCACUUUUGGCACAGUCGGCCUCAAGGAAAGCAGCGAAGAAGAAGAAAAAGAAGGCAGGAAAGGCGGUCCAGGAGCAGACAGAGGAAGCAGACGACUGAUCUCUGGUUUCCAUAGCAACCAUGUCUGAAUCGAAUAAAUCAGAAAUGUUAAUAAGCUCUCUUGUUACAGCACUGCUAAUAGUUAGUGAUGUGAAUGGUUAAUUGUUGAAAUAAUUUUCUGGAAAUCUGAGAGGUGGUAUUCUGAUUGGUAAACAAAUAUUUGAAGGAGCUGGUUGGAGACUAUCUUGUGCAUGGAUUUCGUAUUUAUUAUGACAAGUUUCUGCGGUAGUGUUCAGUUUACAAAGUGCUAUGUUUCUAUAAAAUGUUCAUUUUCAUCUAUCAAGGGAAAGGUCAUUUACUUAUUUAUGGGGAUUUGAAAUUGCAUUGCAUAAAAAAACAUCAAGCCUAUUAUAUAUACACAUGCUGCUAUUUUUGGGAAAUCAUAGUCCAUGUCAUUCUGAAACUUGUUGGUAGUUGCACAGUACUUGUGAACUGACAUCCUGAUGCUAAAAUAUGGAUCAAACAUUUAAAAAAUAGAAUAUUGUAUUUUAUUGCAUGCAAAGUAAAUGCAGCUGUGGAAAAAGUCUAGAUGAAAUAAUUGGAAGUUAUUUUCAAGAAAUGAAUUUUCAAAUAAAGCUGGUGGAAAAAAUAA
This is a messenger RNA of Dreissena polymorpha, 1833 nucleotides long. RefSeq names its product proliferation-associated protein 2G4-like. The record is from RefSeq and is a predicted model, not a curated record. Lineage: Eukaryota; Metazoa; Mollusca; Bivalvia; Myida; Dreissenidae. The transcript is spliced from 13 exons. Bases 84 to 1241 code for a protein of 385 amino acids.